Molecule: messenger RNA, 320 nt
Organism: Geodia barretti
Lineage: Eukaryota; Metazoa; Porifera; Demospongiae; Tetractinellida; Geodiidae
Source: the annotation of a GenBank genome assembly
GACAAUGUAGAAGCUGACGUAGUUCGUUCCAUGCCGGCAAUGAAAAACACAGCAUGUGGUUGGUCAAAAUGGCUAUUGCGCUGUAUAUUUUUAUGGCCAGGACUGCCGUUCGGAUUAUUUGAGUGGUACUAGUGGGUUCCAGAUUAGCGAGUUCAUAAUGUACAUUACAUAACACACAACCCCCGUACACUAGUGUAGGACAUGUUGAGAUUUUUUCCAGAAAGCACAGUUUACUGCAUAUUAUAUUCAACAACUUCAACUAGUAUUUGGGCGCUCAAGUCAGAACCAAUGACGUGGAACCUCUGAUAAGGGACCGUCUG